AUGACUACCGUGACUGAGUGGUUUGACAAACUGGUGGUUUCGUCCGAGGAUGCGCCACACCGUGCGGCACUGGCAACGGGACUGGAGUCGUUAAAAUCGAACCCUAACGAUGCAGAUGCCUUAAAAACGUGUUUAGUCGCACUGAUUAACCUCGAAAGGUAUGAAACUGCUGCUGACUGGGUGAAAAAUAAGUUUCCUGGUGCUGUUAGAAGUGACAAUUAUCACACUUUGACUGAGCGCGCAUAUAUUUAUUACAAAACCGAGGAUAAGGAAUCUCUUAUACGGGCCAGACAUGAGGCUGAUGGUCGUGAACCUUUACUUCAUGUUCUCGCUCAGCAUUUCUACCGCAUUGGCAAUUACGAAGAGGCUUUGGCCAUUUACAGAGAUUUGAUCAAGGAGAAGAGCAAUUUGCUGGAUUCUUGCGUCAAUGAGAGGGCUGUGAUCGCUGAAUCGGGCUCUGGAAUUGCGCCUACCGCUUUAGAAGCUACUGACUCCUAUGACCUGGCGUUCAACGAGGCUUCUAUUGCAAUCAGCAGAUCCAGGUUUGAAAAGGCUGCCGGUUUAUUGGCUUUGGCCAAGUCCAAGUGUGAGACUGCCAUGGAAGGUGCCGAUCCACAGGAGGCCUUCAAUGAGUUGGCACCUAUACUCAUCCAGCAGGCUUAUGUGGCACAGCGGGAGGGAAAGUUUGAGGAAGCGAAUGAGAUUUUGGCUGGGUUGGAUGUUGGCAGACUGGGAGAUGAGGGCCUGAAACUGAUAGUGAUAAACAACAAACUGUCCAUUAAAGGCUAUACCAAUGCUCUGGAAGGUGUCAAUCCGAACCUUUUGUACAGGCAGUUGGGAUUUCCCAACUCCAUCUCCAAUGCAAGUCAGAAAUUAACACUUGCGCAGAAAGCUGCUUUACAAAGGAAUGAGCUAGUCAUUGGUUCUCACGCUGGUAAAUCAACCUCUUCGAAGCCACACACCAAAAGCUAUCCCAGCUCAGCUUCUCCAGCCUCUUUGGAGGCAGUUGCAAAAGCUGGUGUUGUUUUGGGAAUUACAGAACCACACACAGCUGCCAAGGUGCUGUACAAACAGAGCCUUUCCAGCAUUGGGGAAACACCUCUCGUUCUGGCAGCGGUUCAAGCAAACGUUUCCGUUGAAAAUUUUGACAAUGCGGCCACAAUUCUUGAGAAGGCGGUUGAGAGCGACAUUUCUGUGUUGCUGAAACCUUAUAUCGCAUUGCCUCUUCUAGCCGUUUACGACACCUUGAAGAGACUCGUUUCCAAACGUGCUCUUCUCCAGAAGAUUUAUGACCAGUUAGAAAUGACAGAAAUAGUGGAUGAUGAGGAUGCAAAAUACAUCAGACACAUUGCAUUUUCUCUGAUCUCGGUGGAUGAAGAGAAAUCGAAGCAUUUAUUCCGCAAGCUAGAUAGCCAUGGAAAGGAUGCCCUAGUAAGCGCUGUUCUUGGAAACGGCGAGCCCUCGGAUUUGAUCGAGUUGGAUGAGUUGACGGAAGGAGUUGAUGUGGAGGACCUCGUGAAGAAUGGAAUUCUACCACUGAUAUCGAAUAAGAGGACUGCAUCUGCUAUCAUCACUAGCAAGCCACACAGCAAGAGACAUCGCAAGAACCCCAAACACCCAGCCAAGAUCGAAGGAGCCAAGGGUCCAGACCCAGAGAGAUGGCUGCCAGUGAAAGACCGCAGCUACUACAAAUCAAAGAAGGGAAAGAAGAACGCGCGCGAUACACAGGGUGGUGCUGCUGAUAACACAACUGAAGAGAGUGUUGGAGCUUCGAGCAUACCAGCUGCAGCUCCGGCCAAGACAGCAAGCGCGGCCAAGACUAAGAAAAAGAAGGUCAAAGGGCGUCGUUGA
Messenger RNA from Kuraishia capsulata CBS 1993, 1851 nucleotides. RefSeq lists its product as uncharacterized. Gene Ontology annotation, biological process: SRP-dependent cotranslational protein targeting to membrane. Gene Ontology annotation, cellular component: signal recognition particle, endoplasmic reticulum targeting. The transcript has a single exon. The record is from RefSeq and is a predicted model, not a curated record. Gene Ontology annotation, molecular function: 7S RNA binding; protein binding; ribosome binding. Lineage: Eukaryota; Fungi; Ascomycota; Pichiomycetes; Pichiales; Pichiaceae. The coding region runs from base 1 to 1851 and encodes 616 amino acids.